AUGGGUGAGCGGGGAGAAGGCCAGGGGCGGUGCGGCGGUGGGAGCGGCGCAGCUGGAGGCGCGGCCGGGUGGGCGAGCACGCGUAGCGGGAUGCAGGGGCAGCGCAGAGGCGUGCGGCUGCGGGUGUGCGUGCGCAUGCAGUGGUGCAGCCGGGCGCGAGAGCGGCUGCGGAGCGCGGUGGUCGGGCAGCGCGUGGACGAGGGCGCGUGCGGGAACGGCGGGCGCGGGGCAGCGCAAGGACGACGCCGGAGCGGGGCGAGGUCAGUGCGCGGCAGCAGCAAGAGCUGGCCACGGCGGGCGACCACGGUAGUGGCCGGGGUGCAUGCGCGCGGCGGCGAGGCGAGCGGCGGCAACACGGUGGCACAAAGUAUCAUGAGCCUUCUGUACUUCUUUUUCCCGUCAAGUGUUGACAAGCUUAAUCUAGAGACUGGACUUGUAUAUGGAGAAGCUCAUGUGCUGCUGGAGUCUGAUAACGAUGAAAAUGUAAUUAUGACCAUUUUUGGAGAAAGCAAAACCAAACAUGGUAACCUGCACGGGUUUGGUGCUGAGCAAGUCAUACUGGUUCAUGAUGAUGCUUCCAAAAAACAAAUUAUUGAUCAUGUUGGUAAACAAGCUCUUGUUUUGACCAUUGUUGAAUGUAAGGGCCUUGAGUUUCAGGAUGUGCUAUUGUACAACUUUUUUGGUUCGUCGCCUUUAAGAAACAAAUGGAGAGUUCUCUAUGGCUACAUGAAAGAUAAAGAUAUUAUAUCACACUCUAAGGAGAUCUCUCAUCCGAGUUUCGACAGAAGCAAGCAUUAUCUUCUCUGUUCAGACCUGAAGCAACUAUAUGUUGCAAUCACACGCACUAGGCAAAGACUCUGGAUAUGUGAAAAUACGGAGGAUUACUAUCGACCAAUGUUUGACUACUGGAAGAAGUUGUGUCUAGUAGAAGUUAGAUUACUAGAUUCUUCCCUCAUUCAAGCAAUGCAGACGGGGAGCAGCAGUGAUGAUUGGAUGCUAUGGGGAACCAAGGUUGGUGAUCUUACUUAUUUAGUCUGGAAGGCCAAUUUUAAUUUACCAUGCUAUGCAUUAUGUUGCCUAUUGAGUAAUUUCUGUGUGUUCUUAGUCUUGUGA
Molecule: messenger RNA, 1113 nt
Organism: Triticum urartu
Lineage: Eukaryota; Viridiplantae; Streptophyta; Magnoliopsida; Poales; Poaceae
Source: RefSeq, a predicted model, not a curated record